Lampris incognitus (smalleye Pacific opah) is the source of this 3414-nucleotide messenger RNA. RefSeq names its product nicastrin (gene ncstn). Gene Ontology annotation, biological process: protein processing; Notch receptor processing. The transcript is spliced from 17 exons. The record is from RefSeq and is a predicted model, not a curated record. Lineage: Eukaryota; Metazoa; Chordata; Actinopteri; Lampriformes; Lampridae. The coding region runs from base 18 to 2138 and encodes 706 amino acids. Gene Ontology annotation, cellular component: membrane.
CCUUUACAACCAGGAAGAUGGAUUUGUUAUCGAUCAAAUGGGCUAUUAUUUUCCUAAUAUCGAUACUUUUUAAUGACAGCAGCUGUAAUUCAGUGGAACAGAAGAUCUACGUGCAGCUCAACAACACUGUUCCAUGUGUAAGACUGCUCAAUGCAACACAUCAGAUAGGUUGCCAGUCAUCUAUAUCAGGUAAUGUGGGUGUGAUUCAUUUGCUGGAGUCAGAGGAAAACCUGGAUUGGGUUCUGAGGACUGGACCUAACCCUCCUUACAUGGUCCUACUUGAGUGGCCACUCUUUACCAGGUCUGUCAUGAUAAAACUGAAGACUGGCUCUAGCAGGGUGGCCGGCGUUGCUGUCGUGGGCCAAAACACAAACCCACCUGAGGGCUUUUCUCCCCACACCACCUGCCCUAAUGAAAACACAGGUGUGUACUCAGACAGCUAUGGUCCACUCAUGGCCAAUUGUAAUGGCACAGUGUGGAAUCCACUAGGAAACGGCCUGUCCUAUGAGAAUUUUGACUUCCCCAUCUUCCACCUGAAAGAAGACAACGAGACCCAAGUAAUACGACAGUGUUAUUUUGACCAUAACCAUGCUGUGAAUGGCAGCGCCCCCCAGUACCCCUUGUGUGCCAUGCAGCUGUUCUCCCACAUGCAUGCUGUCACCGACACGGCCACAUGCAUGAGGCGAAACGACAUCAACUUCAGCAUCAUUCCAGAGGUGGUGUGUGACCCUUUGGGUGACUUCAAUGUGUGGGGCUCUACCAAGCCUCUCAACAGCACAGCAAAAGGCCACAAGGAAGAGGAGAGCAUGGUUAUAGCUGCAGCAAGGCUUGACAGCAGGUCCUUUUUCUCGGAGGUUGCUCCCGGAGCAGAGAGUGGGGUCUCGGGGUUUGUCACUCUGCUGGCUGCCGCCCAUGCGCUGCAUAAAGCCACCCAGGCGGCCCACCCUCCACGCACCAUCCUUUACACCUUCUUCCAAGGGGAAGCCUUUGACUACAUUGGCAGUUCACGGAUGGUGUAUGAAAUGGGGAAUGAUCAGUUUGCCAUAGACUUGGACAACAUCCACUCUGUUCUGGAGAUUGGACAGGUGGGACUAGGCAAAGGCUCUGGCCUGUGGCUUCACUCAGACCCCGUGUCCAGGAGGAAUAGCAGCAGCAUAAAUAAUGAGGUGAGGACACUCAUUGGCAAUUUGCAGUCUGCAGCCACAGACCUAAACAUCUCAUUGGUUGAACCUACUGUCUCUCAACCACUCCCGCCUUCAUCCUUCCAACGUUUCCUGCGAGCUCAGCCAAUCCCCGGCAUCGUUAUCACAGACCACCAAACUGCUUUUGCCAAUAGGUACUAUGAGAGUAUGUAUGAUAAUGCAGCGUACCUGAACCUAACCUACCCACCAAACCUGACUCCAGAGCAGCAGCUGGAGUUUGUCACAGAGACAGCAAGGGCUCUGACUGAGUUGGCCACAGUGAUUGCCCGUGCUCUCUAUAAGCAGGCAGGCGGAGAUGAUGCCCAAGUAGCCAACAUCAUUGCAGAUCCUCAAAUAGUGACUCAGAUGCUGUAUGGCUUCCUGGUACGGUCCAAUAACUCUUGGUUCCAGGCUGUAAUACCACCAGAACUCCAGAGCCUUCUCAAAUCUGAGCCACCAGAGUACUACGUGGGUGUGGCCCUCUCAUCCAGCCUGGCCCGGACCUCCACCCGUCUGGUCCAGUAUGUGCUGGCUAACCUAACGGGUACCGCCCUAAAUAUCAGCCAGGAGAACUGUCAAAACCAGAGAAUAGAUGAGGAGGACAAAGAGAGCAAACAUAUGUACUCCUUCCUGUGGGUCCAGGGUCCGGCUACCCCAAAUGGCACAGAGAGGGAGGGCCUCUGUGUCCGCUCCUCAGUGCGCCUCUCUAAAGCAGUGUCCCCAGCCUUUGACCUCCUCCAGGAGUACAACUCUAAAGACUACUCCACGUGGACAGAGUCCCGGUGGAAGUUCAUUAGUGCACGUAUAUUCCUGGUGGCCAGCCAUGACCUGCAGAUGCUGACACUGGGGGUUGGUGUGGCUGUGCUGCUGAUGUCCCUACUGCUCACAUAUGUCAUCACCUCCAAGGCCGACAUACUAUUCAGCUCGGGGAGAGAGCCUACCAAUGCCACAUACUAAGAUGGAGCACGACUGGGUGGGGUGGAGAGGGAGGGGGACGAGAGAGGGUUUCAAACCCACAACCACUAGUACGACUACUACUGCUCUUCCAGCCAAGCAUGGACUGGGAGUUGUUUUUUUUUUUCCCCCGUCUGUUGUUGUUUUUUUUUUUUUUACAACACAAGCAUUUAGGUACAUAGACAGGUUAGGUGUAGCUGGAGGAGUUUAACAUUUUCGACCAUGAUUCUGCAACCAUGGACUCACUUAAGUGAGGUGGGGCAUAAGGACUGGAUUGGCCUGGAUGGCUUCGGACUCAUCAGGGUCAGAAAGCACUGGUCUAGUGUCGCUUGGCUCUGCCAGUGUAAAAGAUGUUCAUAUUUUUCUUUUUGGGGGGAUUCUUUUUUUCCCUUUGUUUUCAUAGAAUGUUUUGUUUACUGUGUUAUGGGAUUGGACACGACAUUGUUUGAACCUACACUUCUGUGUGUGUGUGUGUGUGUGUGUGUGCAUGCGCGUGUGUGCGAGGUGUGAGAUCCCCUCUGAAUGUGUGUGAAUGUUGUAUGAAGAUUGUGAUGGUAUGUGCAAUACCCAUCUUUUCUCCGUAUGUAGUUAACUUAUCAGACAUUUCUAAUCAAAGGAACCACUUCCUGGGUUAUGAGAAGACUCGGGUAGUUAGGUGUGAGCUGAUGAAUGAACGCACAGAUUAAGAUACAAUAAAAUGAUACAAUUGUACUGCACAGGGUUCCUCCACAAGGCCCGGAAAAAUCUGGAAGAGUGCGAUGAAAACUUAAACAAAUUUGAACAAGGUCAUCGUUCACAAAAUAAAGUUUAUGUAAAAAAUACUUAAUGUAUUAGAAAAUAUAGUUGCUCAGUCCCUGUACACAUAUAACUACAGAUGUAUGUACCCGUAGACCCUCUGUCAUUUAACAUAUUGUGACAUUUGUGUGGGACGAUUCACAAAUCUCACGGUUCGAUAUGUUUAAUGAUUCAGGGCUCACGAUUUCGAUUCAAUACAAUACAGUAGAUGCCUUGGUAAGCAAGCGACAAUACACCAUUGCAGUUCUCUAUUUUUCAUUUAUUUUAAGAAGUAGGUCCAACAUUUUGGCAUUAUCAAGCCACGUAUUCAAACGUAAUGCAAGUGCAAAAGUUCCAACAAAAUUUUGUGCCAUCUUUUCUUGUUUGGUUACACAAUUGCUUUACUUUAAAACUUUCAACUCUAAAAACUACUAGAACGACCAAGGUGCUUAUUUGGACCGUUUUGGAUUUUCAAAGUUAAAUAACUUUUUGGGGAAAAAAAGAA